UGCGUGGGGCUGGGGUGGGCUUGCACAGUGAUGCUGCCCUGGGGCCUGCGGGUGCCAGUCGCUCACAUCCAGACUUCUCUGGCUCUUGUGCGCAGGGGGAAGCCAGGCUCCUCCUGUCCCUCUGUUUUUCUUCCUGGGUCAAACACUGCUACCUCCUCCAUUGUGAUCUGGGAGCCGGGGCUGAGCAGCUGCUGGGGAGAGCGCUGCCUCGCAGCCAGCCUCUGUGCCCAGCCUGGGGGCACUUUUUCUGGCAACCCCAGACUCUGCCAACACCAGCUGCUGAGCCGGAGGCUCCAGCAGAUGAGGAGACCAUGAGUGACAGUGAAGAGAAGACUCCAGAGCAGGAAGGCACCAAGCAAAUGGAAACACAAGGAACGCUGUUGGGAAGAUCAAAAGGGAAUGUUUCCCAGACCUGUAGGCCAGGAAAAGUCUGGGGGAAUCGGUAUAGCCCAGAGAGGCCUCUGGGAUCACCCACAGUAGAGGAAUCCAGGCUUUGUGGAGGGGGAGGUAAAGAUCUCCAUGGAACCAUGGUCCAGCAGAGAGGCCACGUGGAAGAGAGAAAAUACGCAUGUGCAGAGUGCGGAAAAAGUUUUAACUGGAGCUCGCACCUGAUUAGGCACCAGAGAACUCACACGGGGGAGAGCCCGUACGAAUGCCUUGAUUGUGGGAAGAGCUUCAAUCGGAGCUCAAACCUUCUUAGGCACCAGAGAACCCACACGGGGGAGAAACCCUACAAGUGCUUUGACUGCGGGAAGAGGUUUAUUCAGAGCUCCGAGCUCAUCACGCACCGGAGAAUCCACACGAGAGACAAGCCCUACAAAUGCCCCGACUGUGGGAAAAGCUUCAGCCACAGCUCCAACCUCAUUAAGCAUCGGAGGAUCCACACGGGGGAGAAACCCUACAAAUGCCUCGAAUGUGGGGAGAGUUUCAAUCACAGCUCAAACCUGACUAAGCAUCGGCGAAUCCACACAGGCCGGAAGCCCUAUAAAUGCCUCGACUGCGGGAAAAGCUUCAGUCAGAGCUCAGAGCUGAUGAUGCAUCAGAAACUUCACAUAGGGAAGAAAUCCUACAAAUGCACUGAGUGUGAGAAAAGUUUCAAUCACAGCUCAAACCUUAUCAAACACCAGCGUAUCCACACGGGACAGAGACCCUAUGAAUGCUCUGACUGUGGGAAGAGCUUCAUUCAGAGCUCCAACCUCAUUAAACAUCAGAGGAUCCACACGGGGGAAAGACCUUACAAAUGCCUCGUCUGUGGGAAGAGCUUCAUCCAAAGCUCAGACCUUAUUUCACAUGAGAGAACCCACUCGGGAGACAGACCGUGAAUGUGGGAGAAGCUCCUGAUUGGAUGAGGCAGCAGCAAAGGCAUGUGGCUUAACGCUUAAUGUCCCGUUUAAUGCCUUCCACGCAGAACAUACCGCAGGAGGAGAUCACCUGUGAGAUUGCACCAUGCACCGAAAUCCUAUUGAAGUCCUGGUCAAAGUUAAAAACAAAUGCAUUUCCUAACUCCCCCACACACCUGUGGCACUUGUUCCCCAAGCACCUCUGGGUUGAGGAUACAGCAGCAUCUGAUCCUGAGCUGAUCAGUGACCCUCCUGCUCCACCUGGGAUGAGCAAACCCCAGGCAGAGAAGGACAAACCCUGUAAGUACCUGCUGCUGCCCUGGCUGCUCAACUAAUUUCUUUCUGCCUUCUAAGGAUACCCCCCUCCUGCUUUCUGCCUUCCUGUGCACACUUUCUCUUCCAUGGUGGCUGGGACACAUGGACCAGGCCUCUAGAUACCUGUUGUCAUCUCUACCAGCUCCUGAGCUUGACCUUGCCCACUUAUCUGAAGCUGCUUCCUGCUGGGUGAGUGUCCCUGACAGCUGAUAAUCCUUUCCCAACACUGCCUUCUCCAAAUCCCCUGGUGGACAGGGUUCUGGCAGGAUCAAAUGCUAGAGGACCAGAAGGCAGGGAACUGGGGGACUGAAUGUUUGGGGUGCUGGAGAGUGGCAGCCAGAGAAAGAAAGUUACAGGGAUUAUUGAGCAUUUGGGGAUUAUGGCAUAGGAAAGGACAAAGUUAUGGCUGUUGUGUCCCCUUCCCAGCUCCCAUUAAGCCUAUCUUCCCUGCCUCCUCUACAUUGAGAAAGCACCACUGAAACAAGACUGAUUUCUCAAAGGUGUAGAAAGGCCGGGAAGCCUAGAAAAUCCACUUCAGCCCCAGCCCCUGAGGAUUUGCCCGGAUCAGGAAGAAUGACGGGCAUCGGCUAACAUAUUCCCCCUACCCACUACACUGGAUACCCACCAUUUUUCCUAGUCUAGGAUGACCCAGAGUAUUGUUAUCUGGACUAUUCCCUUUGUUAGCAGAGGGAUUUUUGAGCUGUUGUGUCCCCACUUUGGGUACCCAUUGCUCUGGAUAGCACUGAAGGCCACUUAUUUUUGUCCUUUUCUUUUAUAAAGCAUAGUGACAAAGACAGUAAAAAAGCUGGGGUGUUUUUGAGCUUCUUUGUUAUCUGGGGUUGUUAGCAAGGAUGAGAAGGUUUUUCAGUGAUUCUUUUCCUCCCCUCAGUUCCCACACAGAAGCAUUCCCAUGGCCUGAAAGGCCUUCCCAGGGGGUCAUGUGACCAGGUAGGGAGUCAUAUGACCAGGUGGACUCGGUUAUUUGUGUUUAGGAAUCAUACUUUUAAUUUAUGUGAUCCUGUAUCAGACUCAUGAGGAUCCCAGCUGUGCUGUAGGAUUUUGAAUACAUCACAAACACAGGGUGUGUUUACACAUGCAUUUGAUGCAGGACCAGUUUACUUGCGAGUAAACUACUAAUAAGUAAAUGCUCCCAGGCAGGCAUCUACAUGUGCAGAGAUGUGGGAGCAGAUUUGCUGCUCCCAGUAGCAAACUCUUGUCAUGUCUUGUGGCCCUGAAAUGGGCCCCUGCCACCACCAGGGGCAGUGCAAGGCAGAAAGAAGCAGCUGGCAGCCAUCUUUAAAAGCCAGCCCCACUCCUUGCUCCCUGGCCAGUCACUUUCCUAACCACAAACAGCAUGUGCAACACAGGGGCAGCAUGCGGCAGCUCUCUCCUUGCUGCCUCUGCCUCCCCUCACCAUAGCUCCUCUGGCCCUUGCCCCUGGCAGCGAUGACCAGUGCCUGGAGCUUCUGCUGGCUGCCACACUGGCCCUGCUGGCCUGCUGCACUGACCUCUGGCUCUUCCAAAUCCCCCAAGUGCAGCGACUGCCUGCCCGACCACUGCACACUGUCCCAGGGCCUCUGCAGCCAUGCACCUGCCAUCUGGAUCCCAUCCAGCUGGCUGGACCCUGGCAGGGAUGCCGAUGAUGCCCUCCAUGAUGCUGCCUCUGGGGCUGCCCUCACCCUCCUGGGCCUCCAGCCCUGCUGCCUCUGGGCCCCCUGGGUCAGCCAGGACUGGUGGCUGCACAUUGUUCAGCGCACCUGGGAAGUUGAGCAGUGGCUAGAGGCAUUCAGGAUGACCUAGGUCACCUUCCUGGACCUCCGCAUCUGAAGCAGGCCACCUAUUUGGUGUGGGCAAGGCCACCAGUGGGGACGCCAUCCUGGAGCAGUGCCCACCCUUCAGGAUGUGCUGGGAUACACGGUGCUCUGGGUGCACAACCCCCUUGUGGUGGUGGUAGGGUUCCAUGCACUGGGCUUUGCCCAGUGCACUGGGGCCCUGAACGGGACCCACAUCCCUGUCACCUGUCUGCCGCAAGGCAACCAGCCCUACUACUGCUGGAGGGGCUUUCACUUGGUGGUGCUGCAGGUCGUCAUGCACCACCAUGGCACCUUCAUCAAUGUGAGCAUUGGCUGGGUGGGCAGUGCCCACGAUGCCUGCGUGUUUCACAACUCUGCCCUGCCAGUGCUGGUGCAGAGAGACCGGUUCAUGUUGCGGGUGCUGGACCUGCAGCUGGGUGGUCCCGCCCCUCCUCAUCAGGAACCCUGCCUACCCGCUCCUCCCCUGGCUCAUGUGGGCCUACACUGGCCAGCUGGACGCCUCCCAGGCACACUUUAACCGAUGCCUGGCCAGACCCGGACCCUGGUGGAGUGUGCCUUCAACCAUCUCAAGGGACUGCCACAGCCUCACUGCCCGCCUUGUUCACUGAAGACAACCUCCCCCGGGUCAUUGUUGCAGCCUGCGUGCUGCAUAACAUCUGCAAGGCCUGGGGGGAGCUGUUUUGCCUGGCCUGGGUGGAGGAGGUGCAGUGGGCAAAGGACGCCUGGCAGCGGGAGCACCAGCUGCGGUGGCAGCAAUAUCGGCAGCCGCAUCCCUGCUGAGGCCCCGGGACAGCCGCAUACCUGCCAGCAGGGGCCAGGGCACCGGGUGCCGAAGGUGCUGGCUGACCACCUCCUCCAGCACUCCCUGCUGUAGCCUGGUUACACAGCCACCCACAAACCCCCCCAGGCUCCCCUGCCCACCCCCAGCACCACGCUCACUGCACACACAUCUCCAAACAGCAGUUUUUAUUUCCCUGGCAGCAAACAAACCCCCCUCCCCGCUCCCAUCCCAACAAACAGAGCCCCCUCCCCCUCCCUCUCCCCCUCGCUCUCUAACAAGACAGCUCCUCCACCACCCAUCCCACCCACCAACAAUAAAACAUCCUUUUCCCUGUGCAAACUAUUUACAAGUGGAGU
This is a messenger RNA of Alligator sinensis (Chinese alligator), 4606 nucleotides long. RefSeq names its product zinc finger protein 239-like. Lineage: Eukaryota; Metazoa; Chordata; Crocodylia; Alligatoridae. The coding region runs from base 312 to 1322 and encodes 336 amino acids. The transcript has 2 exons. The record is from RefSeq and is a predicted model, not a curated record.